Messenger RNA from Talaromyces marneffei, 2196 nucleotides. RefSeq lists its product as uncharacterized. NCBI's taxonomy places the organism in Eukaryota, Fungi, Ascomycota, Eurotiomycetes, Eurotiales, Trichocomaceae. The coding region runs from base 1 to 2196 and encodes 731 amino acids. The record is from RefSeq and is a predicted model, not a curated record. The transcript is spliced from 6 exons.
AUGGCCAGAUCGAAAGCCAACAGAGCGGCUCCAGCUGAACAGCAGGCGAGCCAGCCUGAGCCAAGCCACCAAAACGAGGCACAAGCGACAGGCCAGGCCGACAAUUUGAAAAAUGACAUUCGAAAGGACGUGCGAAUGAAUAUGGUGAUGAGGGGUAACAUUGACAGGGAGGAAAUAAUUUCGAGAUAUGUCGAGGAAUAUCCUGAGAAAGCAGAUUGGAUCCGAGAUAUUGUGGUUGGAUAUGCGGUGGUGCUUGAAGACAAGGCUGCAAAAAAGGCUGCCGACUCAUCGAAGCCUGAGCCUGAGCAGAUAGAACCACCAAAGCCAGAGGCAGAGCCUACGUCUGGUGGCUCUGCUCCCGCAACUGAUCCUACACCAGGAGUCAACCAAAAGAAGAAAGAAAAGAAAAAGGACAAGCUCAAGGAAAAGAAGAAAGAGAAGGAGUCAGCCCAGAGCUUUAAUAAUUCUGGAAGUGAGAAGGCCCAGCCAAAGCAGAUUCCAGAAUCGAAGCAGUCGAAGCAGCCGAAGCAGCCAAAAUUCGAACAUCCAGUGUCCGAUACUAAGCCGCAGGAAGAGCCAUUACUAAAGCACCCGAAGGCGAAGAAACCCAAGAAAUCAAAAGAAAACAAAAAUAUAGCAUCGGAACCAACUCUGGAAAAAGAACAAAAAGCGGAAGCGGUAGAUGAACACGCUGACCUCGUGCAAUCUACCAAUGCAAUUCUAAAUGAUUUCAAGGAACAUUUGGCUACCCAGCGCCUGACUUCGGAUGAAAAUAAUAUUCCGCGUAUAUCAAGGACACCGGAUUUGGAGCGUCAGCUUCAGUUCCUGAGUAUCGCCGAUGAGAAUUCGAGUUCUUCGGACGAAAAUCCUCGCAGCAUUGAGCAUUCGGUGCUUGUUUCACCGAUACUAGAGGACAUGGGGAACAAAAUGCCAUCUCAAUUCGGUCUCCUUGGGCACUUGGCUUCACAACGAUCUGAGGAUCUUGUUGACCCAAGAGUAAUGCUCAAUACGAACACGCCAUUUUCUGCUUUUAUCUGUGGUCUACAGGGUAGUGGAAAGUCACACACCACUUCUUGUAUAAUUGAAAACUGUUCUUUGCCAUUCCCCGCUCUUGGAGUACUGAAGAAGCCGCUGUCGACUCUUGUUCUUCACUACAACGAGUACAGCUCCAAUGUGAGCAACCAGCCUAGCGAAGCAGCGUUCCUUGCUUCUACAAUGCCCGAAUACAGCAAGAAAUUUCACAAGUCUAUUCCAGUGAGGGUGCUCACAUCGCCUUCCAAUUUUCACAACCUCGAGCAGAUGUACUCGCAAAUUCCCAGCGUUAGCGUCCACCCAUUCCGCCUGCAACCUCGCCAUUUGAACAUCGCUACGAUGCUGUCGCUUAUGUCAAUGGGCAAAAAGGAUUCCAAGCCUUUGUACAUGGCUCAAUUGACCAGAAUCUUGCGUGAAAUGGCUCUCACCAACAAAGGACGGUUCAACUACUUCGAAUUCCGCCAGCGGUUGAAGGACUUGCGUCUGGACCGGACCCAGACUCCCUUCUUGGAGCAGCGUCUAGAUUUGUUGGACUCAUUCCUUGACCUGAAAGGAGCGGACAAGACUGGCGGCGAUUACUUUGUAGAUGGUGGAGUCACAAUUCUGGACCUGUCGUGUCCAUUCAUGGACCAGGACACUGCCUGUAUUCUGUUCAGAAUUGCCAUUGAUUUAUUCCUUCAUUCUCACCCAUCUCGUGGAAAGAUGAUUGUGGCUGAUGAGGCACACAAGUACAUGACCAACACCGAGGCCGCAAACGCACUAACGGAGACAUUCCUGAACAUCAUCCGCCAACAACGCCAUCUCGGAACUCGAGUCAUCAUCUCAACCCAAGAACCAACCAUAUCCCCUCGUCUCAUCGAUCUAUGCUCUAUCACUAUUGUCCACCGCUUCUCCAGCCCAGAAUGGUAUCAAACAAUCAAGAAACAUCUUCCAAUAGACCAUAAGGACGGUUCAAACCAGGACAGCAAUAGAGAAAGCACUACUAUGGAUGCAAUGUAUGAGAUUUCAAGUCUUCGUACCGGUGAAGCACUGGUGUUUGCGCCCUCAGCACAUCUUCUGGACGGUCACCAGGAGGUGAUGGAUGUCAAGCAUAGGGUGUUUAAGAUGGUUAUUCGAAAGCGGGUUACUUGGGAUGGUGGUCAGACCAUCAAGGCUGUUCGGUGA